AUCAGUAUCUCUUCUCUCAGUCCCGAGCUACCUGCAGCAGAGAACCAUGAGGCUGAUUGUGGUUCUGGCUGUGACGCUGGCCAUGGCGGCUGCCGCUGAGGACAAGGAGGACCACGACACCGUUCCAUCGUCAGUCAGUGGGGACCAGGAUACAGAGGCCAACCGAUACUAUUCACAGGGAGCAGGCUUCGGACGUGGUUCUGGCCAGUACGGCAGUCGUCGUGGUUACUAUGGCAACGGUCGGGGCAGCCGAGGCUACGGACGCAGUAUGAACGGAUACAACGACUAUGGCUUCGGUAACGGCGCCUACCGCGGCUACGGAAACCGUGGAAUGUACGGCGGCUACGACCGGUCUCCCUACGGCUACGGCAGUCGCGGCUACGGCAGCCGCGGCUACGGCGGGUUCGGCAGGCGCGGUGGAGCCUACGGCGGCUACGGCGGCUACGGUCGGCAGUACGGCGGGAUGGGUGCGUUCGGGGGACGUGCUGGGGCGUACGGCGACGGCUACAGUGGUGGAUACUAUUGAAAUACGCAUGCUGCGAUUUCUUGAAUGUUUUGGCUCUUCUGACUACUGACCGUGUCACAAUGGAAUCACACGCUGAUGGAUAUGCUUGAAAUUUAUUUUUUUACCUCUGUUGGGUCAUUUGGGCAAAAGCGUCCUGCGACUAUCGCGAGGUGUAGAAUGAUGCGCCAUUUGUGUGUAUCUUGGUGUCUAUCGCUAACUGUGUUUCUCACACCGUAUGAAUAUAUGCUGUGACAAACUUAUAUAAUAAGAAUUUCAUACGACUAUCAAGCAUCUGCGAAUGAUAUACCCCGUUUCCAAGGGCAUCAGUUCCUGAGUGACCAUGCAGUGCCCCGUGAGAGACUAGGCUCAAGGCUCAGGCUGCCCAAUGCCCAUGGUAACACCAGUAGCUAAUCCGUAGCUGGUG
Amphibalanus amphitrite is the source of this 929-nucleotide messenger RNA. RefSeq names its product keratin-associated protein 19-2-like. The transcript is spliced from 2 exons. The record is from RefSeq and is a predicted model, not a curated record. Lineage: Eukaryota; Metazoa; Arthropoda; Thecostraca; Balanomorpha; Balanidae. The coding region runs from base 47 to 526 and encodes 159 amino acids.